GUUAUUUACUUCGUUUUGGAUAAUAAAAUAAAAUACUAUGAAUAUAUUAAGUGAAAUUGAUGCGUCAACAGUGAUAAGCGGUGCAGCUGUUACACUUACAACAGUUGGUGUUUUUACUUACUAUAUGACGUCAAAACCACAACCUAUAAAAUUAGCGUUAGAUUUAAACAAUCAGACCAGAGAAGUAGAGCCUGGUGUCAGGAUCUCUGCUUAUUUAACAAAAGAUUCAGAAUUAAUGGAAUAUCUAUAUGAAGACAGUAAAACAUUGUAUGAAAGUUUUCAAAGAGGAAUUCGUCUCUCAGAUAAUGGUAAUUGUCUUGGAAGUAGAAGUGGUCCUAAUAAAGAAUAUCAAUGGUUGUCUUAUAAACAGGUAUAUGAGCAGGCUUUAAAUAUCGGUGCAGGGUUAAUAAAUCUAGGGUUAAAAACCGGUCAAGAGACAUUUAUUGGUAUAUAUAGUUCUAACAGAAAAGAGUGGACUAUCACGGAACAGGGAUGCAAUGCGUAUUCAUUGGUAACAGUUCCAUUACACAGUAUAUUAGAUUCAUCAGCUUGUCAAUAUAUUAUCAAUCAUACAAACAUUACAACAUUGAUAUGUGAUAAAUGUAGUAAAGCAGAAUUAAUCUUACAAGAUACCAAGAAUAUAAAAUGUCUGAAACACAUGAUAGUAAUAGAAAAAAUAACAGAUAAGAUUAAAGAGCUGGCUAAACAAGGGAAUAUUCACCUACAUCAAUUUACAGAUAUACAGGAAAACGGUAAAAUCAAUCCAGUUGAGCCAGUGUUACCUAAACCCGAUGAUUUAGCUACUAUAUGUUAUACUAGUGGUACGACAGGUGAUCCUAAGGGUGUUAUGUUAACACAUAAAAAUUUAGUUUCCAAUAUAUCUGCUAUAAUAGCUCAUGUUAAGCCAAAUGUGGAAAUGACUCCAAAUGAUGUUCAUCUAUCAUACCUUCCUUUAGGUCAUAUUUUUGAAAGAGGAAUGCAGUUAUUAAUGUUCAUGAAUGGGGCACAAAUAGGGUUUUAUCAAGGUGAUAACAAGCUAUUAACUGAUGAUUUACAAGCAUUGAGACCAACUAUUUUCCCUACAGUACCUCGAUUAUUAAAUAGAAUUCACCAAAAGGUAAGGCAUUUUAAAGGGCCCUUACCAAAGAGAUGUUAUAUAAUAAGUAUGUGUAGGCCUAUUUUACAAUUAUUGUUCUGUAUUUACAGUGGUAUAAUAAGAAGAAAUAGUAUUUGGGACAAGAUAUUAUUCAAUAAGAUACAGAAUUUACUAGGUGGUAGAAUUAAAAUGAUUAUGACUGGUUCAGCACCAUUAUCAGAAGAAGUGUUAAAUUUUGCAAGAUGUGCUUUUGGAUGUAUCGUUAUUGAAAGUUAUGGUCAAACAGAAGCAUCCUCAGGAAUAGCAUGCAAUAUUCCUGGAGAAACAGUUCCAGGGCAUGUUGGUGGACCACUAAAAUGUACUAAAAUUAAACUGGUUGAUGUACCAGAAAUGGAUUAUUAUGCUGCGAAAGGAAGUGGUGAGGUUUGUAUACUGUUCAAAGGUCACCAUAUGUUUCAAGGUUAUUAUAAAAACCCAGAGAAAACAGCUGAUACUAUAGAUAAAGAUGGUUGGGUCCAUACUGGUGAUAUUGGUACAUGGUUACCGAAUGGUUGCCUGAAAAUAGUUGAUAGAAAAAAAAAUAUAUUCAAAUUAGCUCAGGGAGAAUAUAUUGCUGCUGAAAAAAUAGAAAAUAUUUAUCAAAGAAGUCCAUUUGUUGCUCAAUUGUUUGUGGAUGGAAACAGUUUAAAGAGUUGUGUUAUGGCUGUGGUUGUAUUAGAUGAAGAAUAUAUGUCUCAAUGGUCCAAUAAUAAUAAUAAUAAUAUUACAGAUGAGGAUAUAAAGCAAGUAGUAUAUAAAGAUAUGAUAAGAUGUGGUAAAGAAGCACAAUUAAAAGGUUUUGAACAGGUAAUUAGCCAAACGAAUCACAGAGUCUGGGAGGGUAGAAGUAGUAUGUCUUUUCGGAUAUGA
Molecule: messenger RNA, 2005 nt
Organism: Lottia gigantea (owl limpet)
Lineage: Eukaryota; Metazoa; Mollusca; Gastropoda; Lottiidae
Exons: 20
Coding region: 38-2005 (655 amino acids)
Biological process (GO): long-chain fatty acid metabolic process
Cellular component (GO): membrane; endoplasmic reticulum
Molecular function (GO): long-chain fatty acid-CoA ligase activity
Source: RefSeq, a predicted model, not a curated record